This is a messenger RNA of Meloidogyne enterolobii, 482 nucleotides long. Lineage: Eukaryota; Metazoa; Nematoda; Chromadorea; Rhabditida; Meloidogynidae. The record is from the annotation of a GenBank genome assembly.
AGAAUAAUUUAAUGAUGAUUUAUGCAAAAAUCUUUAAAAGUGCUGCCAAUCCAGCACUCCCUCGACGUUUAAACAAAAUUGGCUCAGUUCAUCCUCUUUAUUUUCCAAUCAACAAUGUUGUUACCUCAAAAAUGAAUAACAGUACAACUACUCAAUCUGCCGCAAUGGGACCUCAUGCUCUUCAAUUUAAAGUUGAACGUUAUCUUGCUGCAGGAAUGUUUCCAUUACUUCCCACGGCAUAUUUCAUUCAUGGGACUACAAUGGAUUUGGUACUUUCGGCUGCUAUUGUUAUGCAUUCUCAUUGGGGACUUAUGGCUGUUGUGCAGGAUUAUGCACGUCCAAUAGUCGUUGGUGAACGUUUGGCAAAAAUUUCUCCUGCACUUGUUUAUAUAACUUCGACAAUUUUACUUGUUGGACUGCUUCAUUAUAAUUUGUUUGAUAUUGGCUUAACCAAGUCGUUUGAAAGAGUUUUUAGUUUGUGA